Molecule: messenger RNA, 1991 nt
Organism: Falco peregrinus (peregrine falcon)
Lineage: Eukaryota; Metazoa; Chordata; Aves; Falconiformes; Falconidae
Gene: SLC26A7
Product: solute carrier family 26 member 7
Exons: 18
Coding region: 27-1991 (654 amino acids)
Biological process (GO): transmembrane transport
Cellular component (GO): membrane
Molecular function (GO): oxalate transmembrane transporter activity; chloride transmembrane transporter activity; bicarbonate transmembrane transporter activity
Source: RefSeq, a predicted model, not a curated record
AGAGGAACUGCUUUUGUGGGGUGGCAAUGAUGACAGGAGCAAAAAGGAAAAGAAAUGCAGUCUGGAGGAAGAUCCAGGCUGUUCGCUUUGAAGAUGUCAAAGUAUGGUGUAUGAGAAGGCUGCCCAUCUUGAAAUGGGUGCCUGUCUACAAUUGGAAGGAAAAUUUGGUUCCCGAUACAGUUUCUGGGAUGAUGCUAGCCAUCCAACAGGUGACUCAAGGGCUGGCCUUUGCUGUUCUGUCUUCAGUCCAUCCGGUUUUUGGUUUAUAUGGCUCUUUCUUCCCUGUCAUUAUUUACGCCAUAUUUGGAAUGGGACGUCAUGUUGCAACAGGUACUUUUGCCUUGACUUCCUUAAUAUCAGCCAACGCAGUUGAGCGUCUCCUUCCUUCAGUCAGCACUAAUUUCACUACAAACAAUAAUUCAGAAGUUUUGGGCCUAUCGGAGUUUGAAAUGCAGAGGAUUGGAGUUGCAGCAGCAGUUUCAUUUCUGGGAGGAAUCAUUCAGGUAGCAAUGUUUAUGCUGCAGUUGGGCAGUGCCACUUUCUUGUUAACAGAACCAGUGAUAAGCGCGAUGACCACGGGAGCAGCUACACAUGUUGUGACUUCUCAAGUGAAGUAUCUGCUGGGAAUGAAAAUGCCGUAUAUAUCAGGACCACUGGGAUUUUUUCAUAUUUAUGCCUACAUCUUUGAGAAUAUCAGGUCAGUUCAGUUGGAGGCUUUACUUCUCUCCUUGCUGAGCAUUGUGGUGCUUGUUCUUGUCAAAGAACUGAAUGAGAAAUUUCAGAGAAACAUUAAAAUUGUUCUUCCCAUCGAUCUUGUUUUGAUAAUUGCUACAUCAAUUGCUUGCUACUAUGCUGAUAUGGAAUACAUCUACGGGCUUGAAGUUGUGGGACAUAUUCCUGAAGGGUUACCAUCACCAAAACCACCACCCAUGAACGUCCUGCCUGAAGUAGUCACUGAAGCUUUUGGAGUAGCACUGGUUGGUUAUGUAGCAUCACUAUCUCUUGCUCAAGGCUCUGCUAAAAAGUUUAAAUACACUGUGGAUGACAACCAGGAAUUUUUGGCUCAUGGACUCAGCAACGUGAUUCCUUCAUUUUUCUUUUGCAUACCAAGUGCUGCAGCAAUGGGGCGGACGGCACUUCUGUACAGUACAGGCGCCAAAACACAGGUGGCUUGCCUUAUCUCUUGUGUAUUAAUUCUUGUGGUGAUCUAUGCAAUUGGACCUAUGCUGUACUGGCUGCCUAUGUGUGUGCUAGCAAGCAUUAUUGUUGUGGGCUUAAAGGGGAUGCUAAUGCAGUUCCGUGACUUAAAAAAAUACUGGAACGUGGAUAGAAUAGACUGGAUCAUAUGGGUUAGUACCUAUGUGUUUACAAUAUGUUUUGCUGCUAACGUGGGACUGUUGUAUGGUGUUGUCUGCACUACAGUAACCAUGAUUUUCCGCUUUCCCAGAGCAAAGACACUGAACUUGAAAAAUGUGAAAGUGGAAUAUAAAUACAAAACAGAAGAUAAUUGUGAAUCAUUAAAACAGGUAAAGAUAGUUUCAGUCAACAACCCGUUAGUCUUUCUGAAUGCCAGGAAAUUUCAUGCUGACCUGACAAAGAUAAUCCAAAAGGAUAGCACCAGCAGCCAGGCAUGUGAAGAUGUAAACAAGUGUGAGCAGAACACAUUGCUCUGUUCAUUUUCCAAUGGAAGUUGUCAUGGUGAGUCGCAGUCAUGUCACACUGAGCGAUGUGUUUUGAUACUAGACUGCAGUGGACUGGAUUUUUUUGACUACACUGGAAUAUCAGUGCUGCUUCAGAUUUACAUGGACUGUAAAAGCAGACACAUCGAUGUGUUGCUAGCACACUGCAAAGCUUCCUUGAUAAAAGCAAUGCAGCAUGGUGGAAAUCUUGAAUCUGAAAAACCUGUCUUCUUUGAAUCUCUUUCUUCAGCAAUUGAUGCCAUUCAAAUUCACAGGAAUUACAGCAAGUUUAGUGAACAGAGUGAAGUGUGA